Molecule: messenger RNA, 2251 nt
Organism: Cuculus canorus (common cuckoo)
Lineage: Eukaryota; Metazoa; Chordata; Aves; Cuculiformes; Cuculidae
Product: EMI domain-containing protein 1
Exons: 14
Coding region: 86-1792 (568 amino acids)
Molecular function (GO): protein binding
Source: RefSeq, a predicted model, not a curated record
GCACAGAGGCGCUCUCGCCUCCCCCGGUCCCUCCCCGGGGCGGGGCGGUCGCUCCCCGCCGGUGCCGGUGCCGGUGCCGCUCGGCAUGUGGGGCCGGUGCCGCCGCCCGCCCGCCGCGCUCGGGCUGUGCCUGAGCCUCUGCUGCCUCCUGCCCGCCCAAGCCUGGCGCCCCGCCCGCGGCAACUGGUGCUCCUACACGGUGACACGGACGGUGUCGUGCCAUGUCCAGAACGGCACCUUCCUCCAGAGGGUCUUCCAGGGCUGCCGCUGGCCCCUGGCCUGCAGCGGGGGCAGCAGCUACCGCACCGUGGUCCGACCCCUCUACCGGGUGACCUACAAGACACUCACGGCGCUGGAGUGGAGGUGCUGCCCCGGGCACGCUGGGGCCAACUGUGAGGAAGAGCCCCCCAGCUUCCUCGCCCUGCGGGAUGCAGGGCACCCCAGCCCUGCCCCACGCCGGCCCCCACUGCGCCCCACGGCUUUCUCAGGGUGCCUGAACUGCAGCCAUGUCGAGGAGCUGACAGCCCGUCUCACCACCCUGGAGGCACAGGUGGCCCGGCUGGCGGUGGCUGAACCCCCCGUCUCCUCAGGCAGGGGUACGGAAAGCGGGAAUCUUUGGGGCGCCCCAGCUGCCCGCGGCAGCCCCGGUGGGGAUGGGCGCCCCAGCUGGAGGGGCCCCCCUGGCCCUUCGGGGGACACAAGAGGACGGGGUCCAUCGGGCGUCCCCGGGCUGCGGGGUCCAGCGGGGCCACCAGGCCCUCCCGGCCCCCCAGGACCCCCUGGCCGGGAUGGAGAAAGGGGUGACCCCGGAGAGAAGGGGUUACCGGGGCCACCUGGACCCCCCGGCCCCCCCGCCCCUGUGGGGCCAGUGAUAGCCCGGAGCGCCGAGCCCAGGGACCCCAUCCUCUCCAACACUGUCACCGAAGCAGCCGGGGGCAUCGUGGGUCCCGCUGGCCCCCCUGGACCCAUGGGGCCAAUGGGUCCCCCCGGCCCCCCAGGGCCCAUCGGUCCCCCUGGCCCCCCAGGACCUGACGGCCAAGCUGGGGCACCUGGAGCUGCCGGCCCCCCCGGGGACAAGGGAGACAGGGGCGAGCCUGGCCCCAGGGGCGAGAGGGGCGCUUGGGGACCUCUUGAGGGCCACCAGGGCACCCAUGGCUGGGCACCCCAGGAUCCUCCCCUUGGGCAGGGACCCCCCUGGACCCUGUCCACCUUGGGGAAAAGGAGGUGGCCUCCCAUGUGUCCAGGGGCCUGGUGCACUGGGGGACGUGUCUGUGUUCCCACCGAGGACAUGCCCAGUGCUGCUGGGGACAUCAAGGAACCCCCAACUAUCCCCUGGACCCAUGCGGAUGGAGGAGCCCCUCACAUCCCCCUGGGGCCAUGGGAGCUCCCGAAAUGGGGGGAGCACCUUCCUGGGAGACCUGGCACCCCUUGCCUGCUGGCGCUGCACCCACGCUCUGCCACCCAUGCCGUGCCACCAUGCCAUGCUCUACCACCCACGCCACGCUCUGCCACCCGUGCCGUGCCCGCGAACGCGUGCUCUGCUCUGCUCUGCUCUCUCACUCUCCCCCAGGCCAGUAGCUUCCAAACCCUCCUGUGGCUGCAGGCCCGGCUGGAGGUCCUGGCUAGAAGGGUCACCUUGCUGGAAGCCAUCAUCUGGCCAGAAUCGGAGCCCGGCUCAGGCAGCGACCCCCCCAGCGCAGCGGCCGCUGGACCCCCCCGCAGCAAGCGUGGCAGCCGCCAGACCCCCUACCGCAUCGUCACCCCCCAUCGGGGACCCCCUCGCAUGCAGUGACAGAGCCUGGAGGAGGGGGGCACUCACUGUCCCAACCCCCCUGAGACCCCGUGACAGAGUCGUGGGGUCACACACCGUCACCCCCCAAGCCUUGGGGAGGGCACCCACUGUCACACCCCCAUGCCUGCCACCGUGCAUUGGCAUUGCCUUGGGGGGGAGGGGGGUAGGACUGUGGUCCCCCCCGUGUCCCCCAGCCCCUCAGGACACUUGGUGCUAGCUGGUGGCACGGCACCAGCCGCCCCCCCCCCCCUCGCUUUGUCCCCCACCACUGCUGCUUGACCCCUCCCUGGGAGUGCAAAGGUGGUGUCAGCCCCUCCUCACCCCAUUUCUGCCCCCACCAGUGCUGGGGGUGCGUAAAUCCUCCCCCAGCUCCAGCCCCAGGGCCAGGGAAGGGGCUUUAGGGGGGACACAGAAAUGGGGACCCCCCCCGGUGGAGACCCCGCUGUGCUGCGUGCUUUG